AUGGAACAAAAGAACCGAUUAUUUGUGAAAUUUAGUGAUCCCUUAUCCAAUGGUUAUCACAAAAAGGUCUGCUCUGAUCUCGACUACCACUUGAAGAAGCUCAGUGCAAACUAUGAACGUCUACUGGCCAACAGAGCAUCUUACGAACUCUUGUUUUCCUAUGUAAAUACCAAGUUCAAAUCGAAAAAUCAAUGUUCCUGUAUUAUUGAUCAAUCUGACAAGAAACUUCUUCAUGAUUCUGACAAGGCUAAUGCCCUUGGUGGGUAUCUUGCAAGUGUCUUUUCUGCUGAAUAUGCCUCUGGUCUCGACGUUAAUGUUUUGGAUGAUCCUCAUGAGUCUCGUUUUCCUUGUGACAGCAUUUAUUUUCAUCUAAAUGAUAUUCUUGGCAUACAUAAAUGCUUAAAAGCAUCGACUACCUUACCCUGA
Molecule: messenger RNA, 426 nt
Organism: Necator americanus (New World hookworm)
Lineage: Eukaryota; Metazoa; Nematoda; Chromadorea; Rhabditida; Ancylostomatidae
Exons: 1
Coding region: 1-426 (141 amino acids)
Source: RefSeq, a predicted model, not a curated record